GUUGGAAGUUGUGUUAUAGUUGCAUUGCUCAUCCCAUCCCUCUCCUCUCAACAAGAGGUUCUCCUUCCCUUCUAUCUUGAUGCUUAACAUACUAUUCUUGAUGUUUCAAAUUCAUGUCUCCAAUUCUCAGUGAAAUCCUUCUCUCCGGGUUUAUGAUAAAUUCCACACUGAGACGCAGGACCCACUUAGUUCAGUCUUUCUCUGUUGUGUUCCUUUACUGGUUUUACGUUUUUUCAUGAACCAUUUGAACCUGCAAUCUGAUCACUGCUAGACCAGUUAUAAAUCUAUUAUUAUAUCUUAUACGUAUUACAGAUUUUGGUUUGAAAUAAUUAGUAUUUGGGUCCUGUGUCGUCGUCGUGUUAGCCUUUGCUAGGUCCGAUCCAAUCCUUAUACUUAGUCAUCUAUCGGGCCUUUUUAAUUUUCUCUACUGUAUAUAUACUACCAUGGCUUCCUCUAGUGGAACUUCUUCAGGGUCUACUCUGCUUCCAAACUCUGGUUCAGAAGAGGACCUUCAGCUUGUAAUGAAUCAAAGGAAAAAGAAAAGAAUGGAAUCGAACCGAGAAUCAGCCAGGCGAUCGAGGAUGCGGAAACAGCAGCACUUGGACGAUCUGAUGGCCCAAGUGGCUCAGCUAAGGAAGGAUAACAAUCAGGUCCUUACAAGUAUAAACAUUACUACUCACAACUACUUGGCCUUUGAAGCCGAGAAUUCUGUUUUGAGGGCACAGAUGGGAGAGUUGAACAACAGAUUACAGUCCCUGAAUGAGAUCAUUCACUGUCUAAAUGUGGGUAGUAACAGUUCUGAAACUGAGAAUUCUCUAAUCGGUGCUGACAGCUUCAUGAACCCCUGGAAUUCACUCUAUCUAACUCAGCCCAUCAUGGCUUCUGCAGAUAUUUUUCAGUACUGAAACUCCUCCAUGCCUGAGACACUGAGACCGGUUCCUUGGUUGGUGUUGCCAAUGAUGUUUGCUUAGGUUGUCAAUGAAUGUAGAGCUAAAA
Messenger RNA from Telopea speciosissima, 996 nucleotides. RefSeq names its product bZIP transcription factor 11-like. The transcript has a single exon. Gene Ontology annotation, biological process: positive regulation of DNA-templated transcription. Bases 444 to 905 code for a protein of 153 amino acids. NCBI's taxonomy places the organism in Eukaryota, Viridiplantae, Streptophyta, Magnoliopsida, Proteales, Proteaceae. Gene Ontology annotation, molecular function: transcription cis-regulatory region binding; DNA-binding transcription factor activity. The record is from RefSeq and is a predicted model, not a curated record. Gene Ontology annotation, cellular component: nucleus.